Cryptosporidium muris RN66 is the source of this 1302-nucleotide messenger RNA. RefSeq lists its product as uncharacterized. NCBI's taxonomy places the organism in Eukaryota, Apicomplexa, Conoidasida, Eucoccidiorida, Cryptosporidiidae. The transcript has a single exon. The coding region runs from base 1 to 1302 and encodes 433 amino acids. The record is from RefSeq and is a predicted model, not a curated record.
AUGUCAUCAACUACAGUUGUAAAACCAAGAGUUCCAACACGAGCACGUGGAGAAAGAGUAUAUAAGCCAGGUGGAAAAAAAGAGUGGCGUGUUGUAUUUUGGACGCAUGAAUCUAAUAAACCAAGUAGAAGACAAUGCUCAUUUAGUGAAGCUAAAUAUGGAAAAGAAGCUGCAUCUUUACUUUCACGUGCUGUUUUAGACUAUAUAGAUGUAAAAGGUGUUAUACCUGAUGAUUUACAUGAUCCACCAAUUCUUGAUCCAGCAAAAAAAGAAUUAAUAGAUUAUUAUAGCGCACUUCAUGAGACUAGGAAAGCUUCUCAAAAGAAAAUAAGACAAAGAAGUAAGUAUAAGCAAUCUCAAGAAGAAAGUAUAGUUCCAUUAUAUACACUUACCCAAUCUGCAAGUUUAACAAAUAUAUCGAGUAAGAAAAAAUUACCUUUAUUACAACCAGUAUCUUCAUUAUCUGAUACACUGGUAUAUUUAAUGAAUUCCAAGGAUAAUAACAAUAUGAGUAAUAAAUCUGAAAUUGAAGGUAUCAAAAAUAAUGGUGAUAAUAGUUUAAGUACCACCAGUAUAUUUUCUACUACUUCAUCAACUAGUAGUGUAAGUAAUUCAAGUGAUAAGUGUAGUUUAUCACCUUCAACAUCUCCUAUUUCAAUCGCAACAAAUCAUAUAAUUCGAGGAUCGAAUACUGACAGUGAUAUUGGUUUAGUUGACAAUAUUUAUAAUCCAGGUAUAUUGACAAGUUUUGGAAAUUUAGGUAAUUGCAAUAUUUCAAAUGCAGAGCAUGUAGGUUCACAAUUUCCAAUAACAAAAGGACCAUCAUAUAUUGAUAAUAGUACGAAUGAAAGCCAACAUGAGAAUUUUACAACUAUCGCAAAUUCUCUUCUGAAUAAUUUGAGUAAGAAUGUCCUAUUAUCUGGAAAUAUGAUGUCCCCUCUUAAUUCUUUAAUUAAUCAACAAUAUCCAACAGCAUUACCACCACCAUUACCAGAUAUAUUGUCAAAUAAUCAAUUACCUCUGAAUUCUGAACUCCAAUUAUUUAUUAACCAGACUUUUCAACAACUAUAUCGAAAUCAAUUUAGUUUAAUAAAUAUGAGCAAUUUUCAGCACAUAGCAAUUAAUAAUCUACCUAUUGUAAGUAUUCAAGGAAUAGAUACUUUGAAAACUGAUCAGCAAAGUUAUAUUGAUCCAUUUUUCAAAGUGAGAUCUCCAGCUACUAAUUCAGAUAUGGAACUAACCAAAUCAAAUGUAAACUCCUCACUAAUAAAAGAAACACCUGAUUCACCCAAACCAGUAUAG